Messenger RNA from Pelecanus crispus (Dalmatian pelican), 1062 nucleotides. NCBI's taxonomy places the organism in Eukaryota, Metazoa, Chordata, Aves, Pelecaniformes, Pelecanidae. The record is from RefSeq and is a predicted model, not a curated record.
CGAGAGGAGCAGGCAGAGCCAGAUGGCACAGAAGUUGCCGACAAGGCUGCCUACCUGAUGGGUCUGAACUCAGCUGACUUGCUCAAAGCCCUGUGUUUUCCUCGAGUCAAAGUUGGGAAUGAAUUUGUGACCAAAGGUCAAACUGUGGAGCAGGUGCACAAUGCUGUAGGUGCUCUAGCAAAGGCUGUCUAUGAGAGGAUGUUCUUGUGGAUGGUUUUACGCAUCAACCAACAGCUGGAUACCAAGCAACCCAGACAGUACUUCAUUGGUGUCUUGGACAUUGCUGGCUUUGAGAUCUUUGAUUUCAAUAGUUUUGAGCAGCUGUGCAUCAACUUCACCAAUGAGAAACUGCAACAGUUCUUCAACCACCACAUGUUUGUGCUGGAGCAGGAGGAGUACAAGAAAGAAGGAAUUGAAUGGACAUUCAUUGACUUUGGGAUGGACCUGGCUGCUUGCAUUGAGCUGAUUGAGAAGCCCAUGGGUAUCUUCUCCAUCCUGGAAGAGGAGUGCAUGUUCCCCAAGGCAACUGACACCUCUUUCAAGAACAAGCUCUAUGACCAGCAUCUGGGCAAGUCUAGUAACUUCCAGAAACCCAAGCCCACCAAAGGCAAGGCUGAGGCCCACUUCUCCUUGAUACACUAUGCUGGCACAGUAGACUACAACAUCACUGGCUGGCUUGAGAAGAACAAGGAUCCCUUGAAUGAAACUGUCAUUGGGUUGUACCAGAAAUCGUCUGUGAAGACACUGGCUUUACUCUUUGCCAACUAUGGUGGAGCAGAUGCAGAGGGUGGUGGCAAAAAGGGUGGCAAGAAGAAGGGCUCUUCUUUCCAGACUGUCUCAGCUCUUUUCCGGGAGAAUUUAAACAAGCUGAUGACAAAUCUACGCAGCACUCACCCCCAUUUUGUACGAUGCAUCAUCCCAAAUGAAACAAAAACACCUGGUGCCAUGGAGCAUGAGCUGGUGCUGCACCAGCUGCGAUGCAAUGGUGUGCUGGAAGGGAUCAGAAUUUGCAGGAAAGGAUUCCCCAGCAGAGUCCUCUAUGCUGACUUCAAACAAAGGUAG